ACGUGUCGCGGUGGGCGAAAACGUGCCGCGUGUGCGGGAUUUUGGCACCUAAUCACUGCGGCAGAUGUAAAGUCGUCAAUUAUUGCUGCCGCGUGCAUCAAGUGUACGACUGGAAGAAUGGACACAAAAACGCGUGCGGCACCGAGGCGACGAACGGCAACGGUUUCCUGUUUCCCGAAUACGAGAUCGUGAUCGAGAGGGACGACACCGCGACGGAAAGGGUCGAGCGGAACGAUCCCAGCGGCGAGCAGACGGAAAUGGAGAAGUACAAUGCGAUGAUACAGGACGGCAAAGCUGGAACGUUUCAGAACGAAGACGUCAACGACGACUUGCUGCAGAUGGCUAAUGACGAGAAGGACGAGACAUUCGCAGAGUUUCGUACGAAAAUAGACAGUUAUCCAGAUCAGAUUCUGAGGUAUCACAAGUGUCAAUAACCAACAAUAAUUUGAUGUUUUUUUUCUCUGUACUUCCCUUUUUCCAUCUA
Molecule: messenger RNA, 484 nt
Organism: Wasmannia auropunctata (little fire ant)
Lineage: Eukaryota; Metazoa; Arthropoda; Insecta; Hymenoptera; Formicidae
Product: programmed cell death protein 2-like
Exons: 1
Cellular component (GO): nucleus
Source: RefSeq, a predicted model, not a curated record